This is a messenger RNA of Eruca vesicaria subsp. sativa (arugula), 1466 nucleotides long. The record is from the annotation of a GenBank genome assembly. NCBI's taxonomy places the organism in Eukaryota, Viridiplantae, Streptophyta, Magnoliopsida, Brassicales, Brassicaceae.
GAAAAGGCCAAAAAAGAGAAAAACAAAAACCCAUCAUUCCGUCUUCGUCGUCUUGUCUAUAGCUACCCUCUAAAACCACCGCACCAGCUUUUCCCUCUACCUACAUUAAGAUUCCGAAUUACAUUUUUAUAUCAUCCUAUUCCUACCAUCAACCAUUCUCUUUAGUGUUACAAUUCAUUAGUACUCUCAUUUUUUCGAUUUUAAAGCAAAUUUUCUUUGGAUCUUUACAAAGAAAAAAAAAGCUCGAAACUUUUAUUUCCUCUCCGUCUUCAGUUUCUGGUGAAUUGUCAAUCUUUUGUUGCUGUGUUUUGGAAUAUCUGAUCUAAUUAAUGGCUGCGAUCACGGAGAAUGUCGAUUCUGUUCACGAGGGUGUUGUUGAUGGAAUUGAGAAGAGGUUGGUGACUGAUUCUAAACCGGAAUCUGAAUCAAAAAUCGAACCGGAGUCUGAUCAAAUGAAGAAGCUGGAGUCUAUGUUCAAGAAACUGAAUCCUGAAGCUAAGGAGUUUAUCCCUUCUUACAAGAAGAUUAAUAAUAAUGAUAAUAAUCAGUCUCUGUCUUCUGAUGAUGAUUUUGCCAUCACUAAGAAGCAAUCUGGUGAAGAAUUCAACAAAAAAGAUGUCAGGAGAAGAAACGAUUAUAACCAAGGAAGGAAAGUUAGGAUAGGUGGAAGAGCUUCCAAGGCUCAAAGAGAGGAUAGUAUUAGAAGAACAGUUUAUGUCUCUGACAUUGAUCAGACUGUGACUGAGGAAGUCUUAGCUGGCUUGUUCAGCAACUAUGGACACGUUGUUGAUUGUAGAAUUUGUGGAGAUCCAAAUUCAAUUCUUCGCUUUGCGUUUGUUGAGUUCUCUGAUGACGAAGGUGCAAGGGCUGCUUUAAGUGUCGGUGGGACAAUAAUCGGUUAUCACCCAGUUAGAGUCUUGCCUUCAAAGACUGCUAUUCUUCCAGUCAAUCCCACAUUUCUCCCCAGGUCAGAAGAUGAAAGGGAGAAGUGUACAAGAACCAUCUACUGCACUAAUGUUGACAAGAAUGCCACUGAAGAUGAUGUCAGAACUUUCUUUGAGUCUACCUGCGGUGAGGUUACUCGCAUAAGGCUGCUUGGUGACCAGUUGCAUUCUACUCGCAUAGCUUUUGUUGAAUUUGCCAUUGCAGAGAGUGCAGUUGGAGCACUAAACUGCAGCGGAGUAGUGUUAGGAACUCAGGCAAUAAGGGUAAGUCCUUCAAAGACACCAGUGAGAUCAAGAUUCACUCGAUCACCAUCCACAAACUACUAGGAGAGAGACAGAAGGGAAUACGCUCUUUGUUGGUGGUGCAAACAUUUCGUUUUUAAAUUUGUCAUUUUAAUUGUUUUAUAGAGCAGAGUUUAUUAUCUCCCAGUUCUGUAGUAUGUGGAGUCAAAAAGCAACGAUGAAACAUGCUUCCGCGUUCUUGUUCUGAUACUCAUUUCAGUUCAUACCAUCUUUUCUCAA